Messenger RNA from Zea mays, 3054 nucleotides. RefSeq lists its product as uncharacterized. Bases 164 to 2722 code for a protein of 852 amino acids. The record is from RefSeq and is a predicted model, not a curated record. NCBI's taxonomy places the organism in Eukaryota, Viridiplantae, Streptophyta, Magnoliopsida, Poales, Poaceae. Gene Ontology annotation, molecular function: zinc ion binding; nucleic acid binding. The transcript is spliced from 2 exons.
CUAGGAGGCUAGGAUACAUGCACUCCAUUAUCACGUUGUCUUACCACCCCAGGGCCCAGGGAUCUCAAUUCCAUUAUUGAGAAGAAUCAACGAGCCAAUGACAGAGAGCACUCUCAGAAUGCUGUUUCCUUUAUUUUGGUGAGGGCUAUCGAAGCAGCCCCCCAUGGCGAGCGGAACCAUCUCCGGUGCCGCCGCCAAAUCCACCAGCCGCCGCUUGGCUUCCAGCCUCAAACCACCGCAUAGGUCGAUAGAUCAGGCCACAAGCUACCGCCCGCACCCUGUCUCGCCCCUCGCCCCAUGUCCCAGUCAUGCUCCCCAGCUCCCCACCUCGCCGGCAAAGCUGUCAGCCAUGGCGCAUUACGGCCUCAAAUCCGCGGUCGCGGGGCCGCCCAAGGCUGGCUCCCUCGCCAAGCAAGUUCGAUUCAGAAUCCCUGCCACAUCCCUCAGCCACUCACGCAGCACCGUCGUGCGUCCCUGGAGAUCGUCUGUCACUGCAAAUCAGCAUUCAAGUCUCCUGUACGAGGCGCCGCUGGAUGCCAGCCUAGGUAAACCUACUGAAGACGAGGUCGAUGGAUGGACAACGGUCCGUUACAGGCGUCACCGGAGGGUCAACACACCUGCGCAUUCAAGCCUCCCAACAACCCGGCACACUGCGCUGCGCUCCCCGGCCAGGGAGGAAUUGAUGGCAAGCUUGAGAGGUAAAUGCAUGCGCUGCUUGUCCAGAGGCCACUUUGCUGCAGAUUGCAGGGAUCCACUGAAAUGCCUCAAGUGUCGAGGUUCAGGUCAUAUGGCUCGGCAGUGCCCUCAGAGAAGUAGUAGCAGCAGCACACCAACCACUCCACCCCCACAUCUCGACGGCCCCUGCUUCCCACCUCUUGUCCAGACCGUCAUGGUGAGGCCCGGCGACCCGGACGCCCGUCCGAAGGAGACGUUCACUGUGGCGGCCUCCUCCCAGGAGAUGGACCGGGAGCUUGACAGUCUGAGCACCCAUGCCGUGGUGGCCUGGCUCGGAGGAGUUCGGCCGGACACAAGCCUUCGCACGGUGACGAGGGCGUUCUGUUCCCAGUUCGGCGUGCGUGCAAACGACAUCAAGGUGGCAGAGCAUUACCCAGAGGACUUCUUCAUCACCUUCACGCACCGUCACCACAGGGAUGCGGCGGUGGCGCAAAGAGACUUCAAAUACGGCAGCAUCGACUUCCGCGUCCGACAGUGGCAGCUUCCAACACAUGGUGAUCACGACGACUUUCAGUACCACGUUCGCCUAUGUCUAGAGGGUAUUCCUCUCCACGCCUGGAAUGAGAGCAUCGCCAAGAGAGCAGUGACAAGAAGCUGUACCCUGGACUAUGUUGAAGAGCAGUCCCUGAGGAAGGAGGACGCGCGAACGCUCAAUCUCUGGGCCUGGACAGUGGAUCCGUCCAACAUCCCAAAGGUAACUUGGUUGACCAUUGUUGGGAGGACAGCACUGGUCCACGAAGGAGAUGCACCACCAGCGGCCCGCAGCGGCUUGACUUUCCGCGUCAUCGUGCACCUGGACUUGGUGGAGGACCCAGCAGGCAGAGGGGGUCGCGCUGCUCCCCGUGCCUACAGCUGGCGGCUCGGCGUCGUUGAUGGGGAGAGCGGGCCUCGGGACCGCCACGACCCGACUCCACCACGCUACAACAACAACAACGGCCGCCGAGACGACGACGACGACAACUACGACAACGAUCGGCAUGGGCGCCACAUCACCAGAGGGAGCAGCUGGAGCUCUCGACUGUUCCGGAGCCUCUCGCGUGCACCCAAGGAGCGGGAGCGGGAGCGGUCGGAGUCGCGCCGUGAGCACUAUCGCGACCGCGGCUAUGGAACGGGUGGGCGUCGACACCAGGCUGACACAUCAAGCAUCAAGGAGCAGCAGAUGACACGUGGACGGAGCCGUGAGCGUCAUCCACGUCGAUUAUCGGGGCGUGCUGCUGCGCGCUCCGAACCACGCCGGCACCGUGCACGCCGAGAUGAAACUCCAACGCGCCGGGUGCCGACAAGCUGUAACCCAGCUUCAGCAAAAUUGAACAGGAAGGACAAGUCUCCACCACCAUCUCCAAAACAGAAGAGCCGCUUCCGUCCAGGUUAUGUGUACCGCCGGCGUCGCAACACAACCUCGGCAGGCACUGUGGGGAACGAAGCCUGGUCGGGUGCACUCUCCGCUCCCUUAGAGGCUGCUGCGACACAUGGCCUAAUAGACGUGUCGCGGGCUUUCAGCCGCAUCCUGGAAUCCUUGCCGCAGGUGCAAGGAGGGUCCAGUUCCCCCCUGUUGCACGGUGCAGAGGAUGCGCUGCAACAGGCGCCGGACAGUGGGGGGCUAUCCUCACCCACUAUUGUAGAGGGGGUGGCAGCAGCCACAUCGACAGCGACCGAUGACUCCGUUCUCAAGACCAUCUUCGUCCCGCCGUCUGCAGCGGUACUGGAAGCGGUGGAGCCGACCGCUGCGCCGGCUGUUCGAAACAACCGUCCACGCAGCUUCAACGUCUCUGCGAAAUUCACCACUCUCUUCAAGGGGCCACUGCCAAAGGAGGUGAUUGCUGCUUUAGAGUCCCUCUUCAACCUGAAUACUGUUGAUGCAGAGCUCGUGGAUGAGGCACUGAUGGAAGCCGCUGGGGACGGUAUUGCAGAAAUCCAAGAGAGUGCGGCGGAGUUGCAGGAAGAGGCCAGGCGCAAUGCCUGCUCAAGCCUGCUGGUGGCUGCUUGACCUACGCAGUGCCACUUUAUUGUGUCUCCUCUAUUGCAACUAUGUUUAGGUUGCCUUUUGUAGAACUGUGGGCUGCGCUCCGCAACUCAGUCCAUGUCACCAAUAGCGGGCUUCUUAAUUCCUGUUCUGUAUGGCUUAGACUCCGAACUGUGGAUGCUAUAAGGGCACUCCCUUCUUCCUGUAGCUGCUGGCUGUCUGCGUUUGCUACAGUUUGUGGAUGGUGUGCUGCUGAUGGGUUGUGUGGCCUUCCUAGUUACUGUUGUGUACUGCUUAGACGCCAAUUUAUGGGUAAUGUGAACACACUUCCUUCUUCAUGCACCUACUGUUAUGUU